UAUAACAAAAAAGAUUAGCGAAGAUGGGAGGCAGUAGUCUGAAGUGGUCAAUUAUGAUAAUGUUCAUCUUUCUCUUCUCCAACCCCAUUAAUGGAAGAUUUUCAACUCAAAUAGACAAAGCAACACUGGACCAAAUCUGCGUCCAGACAAAAGACGAGAUCUUCUGCGAUAGUGUUCUGGGUUCAGACCCACGAACUCGGACCGCGGACAUGAAGGGGAUGGCCUUAAUCGCCAUAUCCUUGAGUAUUAUUCAAAUCAACGAAGUAACUACUCUCAUCCCUGAACUUCUUUCGGGCACUACUGACCCAGUUGCCAAACAGAGAUUACAGACCUGCAACUCUGAUUAUGAAGCAGCUUUAGUAAAGUUCCAGGAGGCUUACAGGUCUGCCGGUGCGGCGUCUUAUUCGGACGUCAUUAACUCGGCUAGAGACGGCGUAGAUAAAACAACUCAGUGUGAAAAUCGAUACAAGACAAGUCCUGUUGGAUCCUCUCCGUUAAGCCAGCGAAACCAGAACAUGAUUAAUCUUUCUGAAAUUAUUUCCAUCAUCGUUAAAAUGAUACAAGGGAGCUGAUCAUACAAUUAUAUUGCACGUACGUAUGUAUCUGAGCAUGUUUAAACGUUGAUGGGGAUUUGGGGUGUC
Molecule: messenger RNA, 641 nt
Organism: Carica papaya (papaya)
Lineage: Eukaryota; Viridiplantae; Streptophyta; Magnoliopsida; Brassicales; Caricaceae
Product: pectinesterase inhibitor 5-like
Biological process (GO): negative regulation of catalytic activity
Molecular function (GO): pectinesterase inhibitor activity
Source: RefSeq, a predicted model, not a curated record